AUGAAACGUAUAAAUACAUAUUUUAAAGUAUUAGAUUCAUCAGAAUCAAAUUCUAAACUUACUACUAAUGAUGUUCAAACUUCUAAUACAGAAACAGUGAGUGUAGUUGACCAUAGUAUUUUCGAUAUUAACAUACAUGUUGGUAAAAAAUUGAACGAUGCUGAAAAAAUUAAAUACUUAGAAAACAUCUGGAUUCCAGCUAAGACUUUUUCAUUUCCUUCUACUGAGCAUGGCAAGAAACUAUUAAAAUUUCAAUAUAGCUGGCUAGAAAAAUGGAAUUGGCUUGCUUAUAGUAAAGUAAAAGAUGGCUGUAAAUAUUGUGUGCUUUUUUCUCAAUCAAAAGGUGGUAAGGGUAAUCAGCCGCUUGGUCAGCUUUGCACAGAGGCUUUUAAUAAAUGGAAGCAUGCUGUAGAACGGUUUAAUAAUCAUGAAAAAACGAAUUAUCAUCAAAAUAGUGUUAUCGAUUUUCAAUCAGUUUCUGCAAUUGUUAUAGGAAAAUCCGAUUCAGUUUAUCAUCAAUUAAAUAAAGCUGAAAAAACUCAAAAAGAAAACAAUCAAAAAAUUAUUAUUCCAGUAAUUGAUUCGGUACUUCUAUGUGGUCGACAAGGCAUUGCACUUAGAGGUCAUCGUGACUCUGGAGUUCUUAAACUUGAAGAUCCAAUUAUAAAUGAAGGUAAUUUUAGGGCGUUAUUGAGAUUUUUUCUUAAGGCAACUGCAACAUCCGGCGAUAAAAGUUUUAUAUUAGCAAGAGAAAAUUGUGCUAGAAAUGCACAAUACAUAACGGACGAAACAGCUGAUAUAUCGGGUACUGAACAAUUUGCUCUAUGUGCCCGUUAUUAUGAUAAGAAAAACAAAAAUAUUCAUGAAGAUUUUUUAAAAUUUAUUCCGGUACAUGAUGUGAGUAGUAAAAGUUUAGCGAAUCAUAUAAUUAUUGAAUUAAAAGAAUUGAAUGUCGAUGUAAACAAUCUACGAGGUCAAGGUUAUGAUGGGGCGGCAAAAGAAAUAAUUAUGUGGAAUGACAGUGAUACAUCAAGUAAAGCAAAUCAACUUCUAUUAGCACUACAAGCAUCGGAAUUUAAUGUAGCCCUGACUAUUCUUAAUUAUGUUUUUCAGUAUACUCAUUCGCUAUGUAAAUAUUUACAAACCACAAAUAUUGAUUUAGUUGAAGCUGUUGAACAUAUAAGUUUAGUGAAAAAAAAAUUAAUGUCCAUAAGAAAAAACGUUAGUAUUGAAUUUAACAAACUAUAUAAUGAUCCUAAUGAAAGAUUAAAUGAUUUUGAAAUUAAAAUUGAAAUUCCUCGAUUAGCUAAACGCCAAAAACACCGCAUAAAUAUUUCAAUAAAUGAUCCUGAAGAAUAUUUCAAAAUAGCUUUAUUUAUUCCUUUUCUUGAUUCGUACAUUCAACAACUGAAUGAUCGUUUUAUAAAUCAUAAAAACAUUAUUAGUGGAUUUCAAAUGUUGAUGAACAGUUCAACAUUCAAUGAAGAAAGACUUAAAGAACUUGUUGAAUUUUACAAUUUAUUUCCAAAUGUGUUUAAGCUCUUGCAAAUACUGGUCACACUUCCUGUCACAUCUUGCGAAGCUGAAGGAUCAUUUUCAACACUCAAACGUAUUAAAACUUAUUUAAGAAACUCUACGUCCGAAUCGAGAUUGAAUGGACUAGCUGCUCUCAAUAUUCACUAUGAUAUUGACGUCAAAUCCGAAGAAUUAAUACAGCGUUUAUCAAAUUUAAAGCGUCGUUUAGACUUUAUUUUAUAA
Molecule: messenger RNA, 1758 nt
Organism: Sipha flava (yellow sugarcane aphid)
Lineage: Eukaryota; Metazoa; Arthropoda; Insecta; Hemiptera; Aphididae
Exons: 4
Coding region: 1-1758 (585 amino acids)
Molecular function (GO): protein dimerization activity
Source: RefSeq, a predicted model, not a curated record